Molecule: messenger RNA, 426 nt
Organism: Ostertagia ostertagi
Lineage: Eukaryota; Metazoa; Nematoda; Chromadorea; Rhabditida; Trichostrongylidae
Source: the annotation of a GenBank genome assembly
AUGGAUACACAAAUAUACGACCCCAAUCCAUUGUCCUAUUUCAAUGGCCCCACAGAUUUCGGUAAUCAACUUGGAAAAGCUAUCGCUACGCGGAUAAACGAGGCCUAUGUACCGGAUGCCUCGAAUCGAAUGACGUUUGGCUCGUACCCCACGUCCAGUUUCACCAACCAAGCACUUGGCGGACAGAACUACGUCGUACAACCGGAUUUAUAUCAACAAGCGCUAUCCGGUUACGGUACUCAAGGACUCGGCGGUUAUCCGACAAUGUCAUUUAAUAGUUUCCUAAUUAUGGUUUUGAGUCAGGACAACAACCAUGCUACCAUAACGCACGCGGUGGCUACAUCAUUCGUAACUCAUAUACUUGCGCCACAGCUACGUAAGCAAUACCUACGGAAACUACGGGCAGCGGCACCUACGGCUUCCUGA